This is a messenger RNA of Tremella mesenterica DSM 1558, 1806 nucleotides long. RefSeq lists its product as uncharacterized. The record is from RefSeq and is a predicted model, not a curated record. Lineage: Eukaryota; Fungi; Basidiomycota; Tremellomycetes; Tremellales; Tremellaceae. The transcript has 4 exons. The coding region runs from base 1 to 1806 and encodes 601 amino acids.
AUGGAUGUGAGCGACUUCGAAAUCAACCUGCCGGCGACCGGCAUGGGUUACAUGCUAGAUAGAGACCCAUACCUGGCAUACCAACCCUCGUUCGCCGACUCUUUGCCGAUCCAGUUGUUCGUAGGAGGUAUCACCUUGACUUUGUUGAUGGUUCUUCUCAUACAUCUCCUCUUCACAACUCAAUAUCACUACCCCCUUGCUCCACUCAACUAUAGUCUACAACUCUCAUCCAUUUUCGUCGUCCUCGUUAGCGUCGUCACUAAAAUGGCCCUCGUCUUAGGUCAUUCUGCCGACCGAGCGGAUCACUGGCCUUACGAUCUGGAUUAUGUCGCAGUUCCCAUACCGAGGAAUGGUUGGUCCAACGGUCAGAAAGGAGCUUGGUAUUUCCUGCAAGCUCUGAAUGCUGGGUUGUCGAACCUGACCCAUAUCCAAUUCCUAACCCUCCUCUUCCCCUCACGUCUUGAAACUCGACUCAUCUUCUGCGUCCUCGGUCCGUUAGCAAUCUCCGCCUCGGCUCUCACAUUUACCGCCUUAGCUCCAUCACGGACAGUCUUCGAUCUCGGCGACGCUGUCCGCAACGUCUUCAACUCCACUCUCUUACUCAUCUUCACUAUCGCACUUGCCAUCUGGGGCUUUUUCGUCAAUCGUCGGCGAGCGUGGCGUUUUGAUGGAGGCACGGCCAUCUUCGGCUUCGGAGCUUUGUUCCUGGCGGUAGUGACUACCGUGUGCAACUUUGUGGCGAUUAAGGAAGAUGGAAUUGAUUGGCUACAGCAUUUGUUGUUUGCUGGUGUUUUAUGGCAGACAUGGUUGGGGUGGUGGUGGUGGGUUGGAAGUGGGAUGGGAAUCGGAGAGGUUGAGGACCUCAUGGAACGUGCCGAACGCAAGAAACGUCAAAGAGCAAAACGAGCGGCCAAACAACGUAGCUCCCAACGAGCUCAUCCUCCCCAACCCAUUCAUAAUUCCAUCACCACAGGGAUCUCUCAAUUCACCUCCAUCCUUCGACGUCGUACUAGUUCUCUCCUUCAUCAACAACCACCUCAAUCACAUGUAGAUCCCCCUAUAGAACUCGCCGACCUCUCAUCUUCGCCCCAACGAGUCACCUUCUCCCCCGCAUCAACAUCCGUCGACAGAGGUGUAUUCUCAUCUGUAUCCGAUACGUCAACAUCUGGAACCCCUUCACUUCACACACCCAGAAACAUGGGAGAAUUGCUGUCUUUUCCAAUUCGAUGGAUUUACGUCUAUUCCCGGAGAUUGCGUCGAGCGCAUGAGGAAGCAGCGAAAAGAGAAGCUUUGGCACAUGCCGAAAUACGUCAGAGAGUUUUCUCACAUACUCCCCAGGCGGAUGAGACGGGAUGGGGACUAGGGCAAUUUGGGAUCAGAGAACGUGAAGAGAGUACUAGGAGAUUGAGAAGAGCGGGUGACUUGUUGAGGGAGGAUAGACUCCUAAGCCCAGGAGGGGCCAAUGAGGAAGUUGAAGCGUUGGAUGGGGCUGAAUUUACUGAGAGGGUGAUGCAUGCGAGUGGGACGGAGCAAGAUGUCGGAGAGGGGGAACAAGCAAUAGUGGCCGGGGAGCGGAGAAACACGAGGAGAAGGAUCGGCAAUGGAGGAGAAGAACAAAUUGGAGGGACGAAGGGUAGGGAUGGACAAGGAGAAGUGAGAGAUACAGAGGAAGAAUGGGAAGAUAUAACCAGUAGUGAUAAUUCUCAACCCGUACCCUCACCCGCAAGACAAAGACGUAGACCAGAAGGAUGGAGUUGGUGGGGUCCAUUAAGGGAUUGGAGGUUGAAUGAUCGGUCCGUAUUCUGA